GAGGGAGGAGGGCCGAGGAUAACCGCCCCCGCCCCACCUGCCCCGGCAUGCUCUUAUAAGGCGGUGGCGGUGGCAGCCACGCUGCGAUCCCAGCCCACCUUGGCCAUGAGCAGCGCGGCCCGCCCGGACCCAGCGGAGGCACCCGAGGAGCGGCGUUUUCUCAGGCCCUCGGGGCAGAUCCUGUCCAGGGACUGGCUGAUGUCCAGAUUGAGCCUGCAGACCCAGCACAUCCUAGGCAGAAGGAAGAAGCUGGAGCUGAGAUUUCAUCUGGAAUGAGGGGGGCAGUUAUGUGGAGUCUCAGAUGCCAGCUGAGGGGUGAUGGGAGCCGCGGGGUGGGUAGGAGUGGAACAUGGCAAGCAAGCGGAGAAGAAACAAGGAGGUAAGAGACAUAAUGGGUGUGUAGGUGUGGUGAGGAAUUUGAAUAGUCUCUGAAUAUUGGGGAGUCAUAAGUAGGUUUGAGACGUGGUGAUGUCAUCUGGCAUUCAAGUUUCGAAGCCCCCAUGGCUCUUGUUUUGAGGACUUUGGGGGCCACAAGACUGCCGUGGGCAGCCAGAUGAGCACUGGCAGUGGGCUGGUGGGCAGAGGCCUGACGGGGGAGAAGCAGAUGGAGCCAAGGGAGCAGGGAAAGGCCUACCGUGGGUGCCCUGGCCUCGGCCUCCCCUCCACAAGGGCUCACUCCUGGAAGUGUUUUGGGGGUGUCAGGGCCAGUUCCUUUGAAAGCAGGCCACUUCAGCCCUUCUGCUUGUGGGGAAAUCCUGGUCCUCAGCUCCUCGCAUCUGGGAGCUGAAUUUGGGAGGAACAAGAGGCAUUGCUCAUAACUGAGCCACCUGCCCUGCCCUGUUUCUGUCCCUUACUAGCCCUCAUUCCCACUCAUACCUGACCCAGAGCUGCCAAUGUCCCCACUCCCAGGCUCCUGGCCUGAACCAUACUCUGCCCAGGGAGUCCCGCUUAUCACUCUAAUGACCAGUUAGGCAGGGAGAUAAUGUUCCAAGUGGCCGCCUGAAGCCAAAGCUUGGGACAGAGGAAGAUAAUGAGGAAUGGGUGGCCCUCCCACACUCCUCUUCCCCCUGCCCUCCUGUGGGGACAACAGCCAGAGCUGUCACAAGGUGAAGGUGGAGAAGUGAACCACAUUCCCAAACACCUUCUCCAUGUUCUUUCCUGGGACCUGGGUGGCCUGCUCAGAGGGGUGCUCCUCAUCUGUCCCACUGUUAGCGCCUUUUCUCCAACUGGGCCUUCAGCCUUAUUCGAAGUCAGCUGGGGUUGAAUCUGCCUCUGGUUGCUGGGGUGGUUGAGGGCAUGCAGGCUCCCUGCCCUAAGCCUCCAUCCGUCUCCCCCGUCUACGUGGACCCCCAAAGCGUCUUUCUGACCCAGCUUCUGUUUUGUUUGCUCCACUCCAGCCACACUGGCCUCACUUCUGUCCCUUGACUCUUGACUCUGCCAAGCUCAUUCCCACCACAGGGGCUUGGCCCUCCCUGUUCUUACCACGUGGAUCAUCUCCCAUAGUGCUCCAGGCCAGCUCUUCCAUGAAGUCCUCCCUGAUUCCCGAUCCCACAGCAGUCCUUACUUAUGCCCCUCCUCCUGCCUGGCCUGACCACACUGCAAAAUUGGCCAGAAGGUUGUGGUCUCCUCACAGAACUGAUGGAAGGAACCUAAAGGUUCAUCCUAAGAAACCUGUGCUGUCUGUAGGUCUGCCCCUGCCUCUUUGCUCACACCUUGUCCGUGGCUCUGGAGACACUAGACACCAAGGGUAGAAGUCUUGGUUUUCCCACUUGUUUCCUAGGUGACCCUGGGCAAGUGCCUUGGCUUCUCAGAGUGCCUAGAUGUUCUUCCAGUUCUUCUAGGCCUGGCCCUCCUCCUCCUCCUCCCACCACCACUGUACUCUCUGGGGUCACCUGAGGGUAGGUCCUCUUCCCCAGUGGGAAGGAGUCCUGCCUAGGGGAAGCUGGGCCAUAAACCUGCCCCUUUGCCUCAACCCCUGAUUCUGGAGUGGGGAACUUUUCCAGCCUUCAAUGCCAGCUUUCCCUCUCUGCAGCCACUAAGCCCAGGCCGCUUGGAAGGCCCCCAAGCCAAGGCCAGCUUGGUCCCUGCUCUUAAUAGGACCCCACACUUAGUUUAAUGCUGUUGUCAUUAUCUCAAAAUUCUUAAAUCUUAAAUGACGGGCCCCAUCUUUGCAUUUUGAAAUGCACCUUGAAAACUAUCCAGCCUAUCCUUCCCGCCUUCACGUUUGCAAAAGAGGAAGCGAAAUUCAGAUGGAUCAGAGCCCAGUCACUCAGGGACUUGAUGGCAGACCUUCACCUCAGACGACGUCUCUCCCCACUCUGUCCCCUAGCACUGCGGAGGCGGCAGCCCUGGAGCGGGAGCUGCUGGAAGAUUAUCGCUUUGGGCGGCAGCAGCUGGUGGAGUUGUGUGGCCAUGCCAGUGCUGUGGCUGUGACCAAGGUGUUCCCCUUGCCUACUCUCUCUCGGAAGCAGAGGACAGUGCUGGUCGUGUGUGGCCCGGAGCAGAACGGGGCGGUGGGGCUGGUCUGUGCCCGGCACCUGCGGGUGUUUGAGUAUGAACCAACCAUCUUCUACCCUACACGCUCACCAGACCUGCUGCACCGGGACCUGACUACCCAGUGUGAGAAGAUGGACAUCCCCUUCCUGUCCUAUUUGCCCACAGAGGUCCAGCUCAUCAACGAUGCCUAUGGGCUGGUGGUGGAUGCCGUGCUGGGCCCUGGCGUGGAGCCGGGAGAGAUCGGAGGCCCCUGCACUCGUGCGCUGGCCACACUCAAGCUGCUGUCCAUCCCCCUUGUGAGCCUGGACAUUCCUUCAGGCAUGCCAGGCUGGGACGCGGAGACCGGCGGCGGCGACGCCGAGGACGGGCUCCGACCGGACGUGCUGGUAUCGCUCGCUGCGCCCAAGCGCUGCGCCGGCCGCUUCUCCGGCCGCCACCACUUCGUGGCCGGCAGAUUCGUGCCCGACGACGUGCGCCGCAAGUUCGCUCUACGCCUGCCAGGCUACACGGGCACCGACUGCGUCGCGGCGCUGUGACCGCCACCCGCGUCCUCGCGGCACGGACCCACGCCAAUAAACAGACGUCCCCCCACC
This is a messenger RNA of Suricata suricatta (meerkat), 3089 nucleotides long. It is a transcript of the gene YJEFN3, whose product is annotated as YjeF N-terminal domain containing 3. The coding region runs from base 2181 to 3032 and encodes 283 amino acids. Gene Ontology annotation, molecular function: NAD(P)HX epimerase activity. The record is from RefSeq and is a predicted model, not a curated record. NCBI's taxonomy places the organism in Eukaryota, Metazoa, Chordata, Mammalia, Carnivora, Herpestidae. Gene Ontology annotation, cellular component: mitochondrion. The transcript is spliced from 7 exons.